This is a messenger RNA of Blastocystis hominis, 510 nucleotides long. RefSeq lists its product as hypothetical. NCBI's taxonomy places the organism in Eukaryota, Bigyra, Opalinata, Blastocystidae. The record is from RefSeq and is a predicted model, not a curated record. Bases 1 to 273 code for a protein of 90 amino acids. The transcript has 4 exons.
AUGCCUUAUGCUAGAAGAAAUUUGAGAAAGAAGGGACCAAAAGUCUCUCUGAAACAAAAGAACUACAUUAAGUUCAGAAAGGGUGCUUUCGGAAGCCAGGCGAUUCGGAAAGUGUGGGAUAACAAAAAGACCAUCCGACAGAAUUACGAACGUUUAGGUCUUUGCACGGAUGUCAAUGCCGUGAAAAGAGAAGAAGCUUCGAAUAUAAAACCUGUUAUCGUUUGUUCCUCAGGAAGUUGUGAAGAAGGAGAAUCUUCAGAUGAAUAUGUUUGAUCAAGAGCACGUUCGUAACUUGAUUGAGCGUUAUGGAGAGGAUUACGAGGCUAUGUUUAGAGAUAUCAAGUUAAAUGUUGACCAGUGGUCUGUUGGUCAGAUUAAGAAAAAGUGUGCCUUGUAUAAGAAAAUAUUGGCUGCUGUGAAUGAAAAGGUAUCUAAGAAGGAGAAGGAAGAAGAAGAAGACUCUAUGAAUAUGGAAAAGGAGGAGGAUGAAAGUCUUUUAGAGGAAUAAAA